This is a messenger RNA of Guillardia theta CCMP2712, 753 nucleotides long. RefSeq lists its product as hypothetical. The record is from RefSeq and is a predicted model, not a curated record. Bases 1 to 753 code for a protein of 250 amino acids. Lineage: Eukaryota; Cryptophyceae; Pyrenomonadales; Geminigeraceae. Gene Ontology annotation, cellular component: tRNA (m1A) methyltransferase complex. The transcript has a single exon. Gene Ontology annotation, biological process: tRNA methylation.
AUGAAUGGCGAAUUCCACAGUCACAUGGGGAAAGUGAAGCAUCACGACGUCAUGCGCACUGGAUUUGGAGGAAUGGUUCACACGCACCGUGGCAAAAGUCUGCUAGCAUGUCCCUUGACCCUCGAGGAGUACGUGUUGAACAUGCCCAGGUCAGCCACGCCGAUCUAUCCCAAGGAUGCAGCUGCCAUCGUCAUGCUGGCGGACCUUGAGAAUGGCAUGAGAGUGAUCGAGUCGGGGACAGGCAGCGGAGGGCUCUCGUUGUUCCUCUCUCGGGCGGUAGGACCCGAUGGUGUUGUGUGGAGCUUUGAUCGUCGGGUGGACUCUCUUCGUAACGCUGCUCGGAACAUCUCCACCUGGCUGUCCAGGAACUCAGCUUCUCCUAUGGAGGAGGAGCAGGGGAGCGGCGACAGCAGCAAGGAUCUUGCUGGGUUCACCCCUGACUUCCGCACUGGCAAUGUUCUCCUCCACCACCUUGACUUGUGCGACGCUGACUUGCCGCAUGAGUGUGCGGAUGCGAUCAUUCUUGACAUGAUGGAGCCAUGGUUGGCUCUCUCCCGCGCGGAGAAAGCGCUCAAGUACAGCGGAAGUCUCAUCCUCCUCUGCCCCAACAUCACUCAGAUCACCUUCUUCAUGGACGCCCUCAGCAACUCGGGCCUGUCCCUUACGCUCACUCGCGUCCUUGAAGUCUCCCAUCGUACAUGGGAUGUGAAGUUGCCAGUCGCUCACCCGAGCUUCCGACAGGUUCUUGUUUGA